CUUGACAGGCAGUCCUCCCCUCGUCGUUCCUCCCCACGUUGAAACGACUUCGAACUUUAUGUUCGGCUCAAACGGUUCUCUAGCUAACUGCAUUGUGAAAUCGCGCCUCUGGCGGCGUUGAUAAACUGCAUUAUGCUGCGGGAAACAAAACAACUCAGGGCCGCGUGGACGUUCUUCUUGAGUUGACAAUAGGCUGUCAUCGCGGUAAGACCUGGUAUUCCAAUAUGCCGCCGCUAUGUAGGUGGGAGUGUGAUGAGAAGAAUGAUGCACCUCUGCACUGACACAAUCCAUUGGAUAACAUUAUUUCUUUCGUUAGUUUCGAUUGCAUUGGAGCUGUCCCGUGUCCGCGACCUCUGAAUGUCAUGCACGAUGAUAACGCGGUCCACUGUGAGUAGAUCCUACAGCGUCGACGCCUGUGCCUGACUUGCUGGACUGUCCGUACUGUCACAGUGUCAGUUGGCUUCGUGGUAGACGCCAAGCUUGCAAGGUGCAAACUGCACUGCAUUAGCACUGCGCACCCGCGCACGAAUGUCCAGUCAGUUCAAAUCACAAUCAAAGAAUGGAACAAUCUCCUUUCAACGCCGGUUCGCAUCUUUAGCAAGCUGAGUUUGUUCGCAGAGAGGACAGUCUCUUUCCUCCAGGCAAUAUGGCCAGUGUUGUCGAGGGUCUGCGUUCCGUGGGAAGGCAUUUGCCAGGUCGUGCCUCUAAGCAUGGAAGAAAAGAGAGGGGGACGGCUCCGGAGCGUGACGGACAGAGCCUAUCUACGUCCUCUUCCAGCCCGCUUGCGUCGCCUCGUAUCUUGUCAGGACAGUCCUCAUCCACAGGUUCUGUGCGUUCACCUAGCGGCUCGGUGCGAAAGUCUCAGGCGCGCAGUCCUGUAUCGACUUCAGGACCGGCUGCUUGGUCCACAUCUUCCGUUCCAGAGGCAGUGUCGUCCGGUAGCAACUCCAGUAGUGCGGACUGCUUGCUACUGAAUGGAUCCAGACAAUCUUUGGACAGAAACACUGGUGUACCUGCUUCUGCAGCUCCAACUGAAUUGGGAGCUGCUGCCAUGGAUCUGAACAAACUCCUUGCUGGUGUGGAGCGAUUCCAAGCAGCCAUCAUUGCACUGAAGAAGCAAUUCAUUCCGACACAACCUCCUCAACCAGUCACAACAGUGGACCAAUCACCGGCGUUGCCAGAGGUAUUCGAGGAGCGGAGCAUUGAUGAUGCCAUAGCAGCUGCCCGAACACCCAGGACCAGUACGGGGCAAGGACCUGACGUUUCUGCAGACACUAUAGCAGGCACUCCACCGCUAACUCCACCGCCUAUAUAUUCCGACUCCUCUGAAUGGUCCAGUCCUCCGUCUUCAGGCGGAAAUCGUCAGUCUCGCCUCCGGUCAGAUGGUGCAGCAUCAAACAGCAACCCGGACUGGUCAAGCGACGAGGAGAAUGAGCGUGACGAGCAAGCUGUCAGCCAACGUCGGAGUCCUUCUCCCAACGACGGUGACCAACCGCUUCAGCCCAACAGUGCGCUCAUGGAGGGUGUGAAGGCAGUGCUGUCAGCAGUUUCAGCUGUCUUGCGGGAGCACAUUGCCAUGAAUGGCACGGACCUAUUCAACUCGGCCAAGGCUCUGUACGAACUAUGCAUAGAGCAUGAGCGCCUGAUGCCUGGUGAGCUACCUGACUUUCCGGAUGCUGUGGAGUCCGUCUCUACUGCUUUCACUGCAUGUGUUGCUGACUAUGCAUUUGGUGACCGUGCCAGCCCGGAUGAGGACCUGCACAACCUGCAAGAGAAUCUUAUGGCUUUGUCACAUACUGUGGAAACGCUGGAGAAUGUGAACCGAAUGGAGGAAGCGUCGGCAUCUACUGCUGCUGGCUCACUUGCUCCAGGGAUUCCUCGGCACUUUCUCAGCGAAGAAGUCCCAAAGAUGCUACGGAGGUGGAGUCGUUAUACGAAAGAGCUGGCAACGUUUUACCAGAAGCGAGCACAGCUCGAGGUUGAGUACAGUCAGAAACUGUUGAAGCUUGCAAGGUCGACUACUGAUACUCUCAGCACACCCGAUGCUUCCAAUUUGCCAAGUUACAGCAAUAUCCAGACUUCCUUGGAAAGUGACAUCCUGUAUGGCCGUGAAUGCAUCGAGAACUACUCUCACGCGGUUUCAGAAAGUGUAGUGCAGCCUCUCAAGGAGCUGACGGAAACUCUGGAUAGAGUGAGACAUGACCUCCAGUCGCAGUGGCAGAAGGAAUGCCGGAAGGCAGAGAAGCGGAAGAUGGAAGCUCUCGGAACAAUGUACAAGGCCCGUCAUCAAUAUUUGACCAGCUGUGAGGAAGAGAAGGCCCAGUCUCAGCAGAGUAACCACAGUCUGGAUACUGCCAUCACAUCAAAGGCCGGUGAUUGUGAAGAGUUCUAUAAGAAGACGAUAUCCGUUGCGAACGAAGCUCAAGAACAUUUAUCCAUGCUGCACAGCAGUGCGUUUGAUCAUAUCAACCAGCACGCAACAGCUGCUGGCAUGCGAUGUCAGGAAUGCAUAUCGACAUCCAUAACAGCAGCACAGUCUCUCUGGGGAGUUCGCUCCAAGGGAGAUAUCGGGUCUCCAAUGUCGCCAGUGUCUCCACCUUCUCACAAAUACUUGGAGCCAGUCACACAGUUGCAGGGAAUGGUGUCCAGCUCAGAGGUGUAUGAAUUUGAGGAGCUUCAGCGUGCCGGCGAUGACAUUAUGCCCUCUAAACCUUCACACUUGCAGUCCAAGGGUUCACUAGCUGCAUCCACAGAGCAACUCGAGUCUGGAUCAUCAGAGCAAUCUGCUGUUGUGUCACCUGUCAGCCCCAUAAUGGCAUGGAGCCCGACCCAAAGCAAGCCAGAUCUCUCUGCUGCUGCUGCUGCAGCCGCAGCAGCACCACCAGCACCAGCAGCAGGAACAAACACAGCAUCAAGUAACGGCACACCAAAUCGUAUGAGAAGACCCGUCAUGCAUAGCACACCUGAAAUUCACCGCUCAAAUGCCUUCCAUGCGCGGGAUACAGCAACCUCCUUGAGGGGAGAGAGAAGUCGAAAGGUGUCAGACCCAAUUCGACAUACCGUGAUAAACCAGGAAAACUCUCCAGACACAAUUGGACGCAAGGGAUCGCUAGGUGGAGAACCACUGUCUCCUCUCGCCGCUAGCAUGUUCGCCAGAGCAGAAACCGGAACGCCGACGCUCUCACGCCGACUGAAGCAGGCACACUUGCCCGCCGCAACGGAAUCACCAACCAGUACGCCGGGCAGUGUUCGCAGAAAGCAUGCAGAGCCACCGAAGAUGCAAAGAAGAAUCUCCAUGUUCAUGGGUGCGGAGAUGUCCCCCGAGGCCGAGAUGCACAACUUCCAACGGCUACGCAGUCCCACGAAAUGCUGCCAUUGCGAAUCAUACGUCUACUUCAGCGGUGCAGAAUGCAAACAGUGUGGCAUUGCUUGCCAUCGAAAGUGUUUACAGCGGCUGUCGGCAGAGUGCCUCAUACCACAAGAGAACACAGCUGGUCUGGGCAAGAGAAUCAAAAGAGCGAUGAGCACGUUUGGCAUCAACAUGUCCAGUGUGGUGACGCGCAGUUCACAGGACGUGCCGGCCAUAGUGCCCGCCUGCAUCAAGGAGGUUGAGGAGAGGGGCCUGAGCCACGUGGGGAUCUAUCGUCUGUCUGGAGUCAAGUCAAAAGUGGAAAAGCUCUGCCAACAAUUUGAAAAGGAUGGCGGCAAGGCUGACAUCAAGCUGAGCACCUACCCACCCACACUGAUAGCAUGUGUGCUCAAGCUCUUCUUUCGGCAGCUUCCAGAGCCCUUACUGACAUACAAGCUGUACACCGAGCUCAUCAAACUUGGCCAGGAUGGGUUCAUUGGAGAUGCAGAGGAUGAUGAACAGGCCAGGAAGCACGAACAGACCAUUCAGAAGCUGCGUGCCGUGCUGGCUCGACUACCGGCACAAAACUUCUACACAACAAAGAUACUGAUGGGUCAUCUGUCAAUCGUUGCCAGCCAUUCUAAAGUCAAUAACAUGACAGAGAGCAAUCUGGGAAUUGUCUUUGGUCCGACCAUUAUUCAACCGAGAAUGAAGCAAGGAGAACACACGUCAACAGUGAGGGCCCUGGUAGAUAUGCCUCACCAGUCCAAAGCAGUGGAGUUCAUAAUCAAAGGUUUUGACGAGAUCUUCACAGCUGACCUUGAGCCCGUAACUCUGAGAAGUGUCGGCUCAGCGGAGUUUCUUGGCUCGCAGGGAUCACUUGGUGGCAGUGUCGAUGAUCUCGUUGGAGCUGAAUCAGCAGACACGAGGUUUUCUAUGCUAUCUGAGCUGGAUACUAUGUGCUCAUUACUGGAAGCCGUGAAAGAACAGCGAGACAUCCGUGCAGCUAUCAACCCUGGCUCGGAGCAGUGUCUGCCUGGUGCCGAUGCCACUGUUACUGAUGGCAAGGCGGUCUUCAGCACGCUGCUGCCGGGAGAGAUUGAUCAGAUGGAGAAUGCACUCAAUCACAUCAAAUCGGAAAGCACCGAGAGCGGCAUAGGCAGUGUUGACGAGAGUGAAGAGCUCAUUCAGUUCGUAAAACGUCGUCAAGAGGUCAUAGAUCAGCAAGCACAACUCCGACAGGCUCUACAUCAGCAGCAAGGUAGUCUAACUAGUAACUCUGACAAUUCAUCACCAUCUCCACCUCCAAACUCCACUGCCAGUUCAACAGCAGCUACAAAUUCUACGGACAGUAAUGGCUUACCAGUGACCCGGAGGGAACGGAAAGGCUCACUGCCAUCAUCCAUGGCAGUUGAAACCCGUCCAUUCAUGCAGAGGAGCCAAACACAAGCCAAUCUGGGGAGGGGUCAGUUAGUCCAGUCCGACGACUUCUUUCGCCAAUCAACAGAAGAGGUCAUACAGCAGCGGCGUAGAAUCAGAAAGGAAAGCCAAACGCGGGCAAGUCCUUCUAGCUCUCGUCCUACAUCCGACAUUGUGCAGCUAGACUCUCCCGCCGGCGAAAGACAACCUAGAUUGGAGUUCAUUGAAGAGAAACAAGAUGCUGCCAGUGCAGAGAAUGUGUUCAGCACUGAAGCUCCGCUGGAUGCCGAGAGCCAUCUAGGUGUUACCUUGCCCACAUUCCCAGAGUCAUCGGCAGAGCUGUGUGACACUGAGGAGGAGGAAGAUGAUGAGGAAGACAAUGGGAGUGAGCAAGCACAGCAUGAGCAGCACCUCAAUCCUCACAGCGGUCUCCAGCCUAUCACCACCUAUGUCAGCACUGGGCCUGGCAAGAACGAUGUUGACACGACAGUAUCCGUAGCCAAUCCGCUCCUUGCUGCCAGUCCAUUGAAGAUAGCCGCCAUAAGAGAGAACUCGCCGAGUACAAGUGGGACAUCGGGCGACAAAACGGACCAUGAGGAUGACAAGUCAGUCGACUCGCUUUCAUUCGAGUCAGACAACGAUGAUGAGUCAUCUGUACUAAGUUUUCUGCCAUAACCGAGUGGAGCGUAAUACAUGUCAUAGUGCUUUCUGUCGCAAGCCACUCAGGCCAUUAUGGCACUGCACAAAACAUGCUUGGAAUUACCAAAGUAGUGUCAUGUCAUGCAUGGCUUAAAAUCAUACUACUACUGCAUUGCCGAUGUAGCAAACCUUUCAUUAUGAUAUUCAGCUUUGUAUUCAUCCAUUGCACUUGAGAUGCAUGUCUUGAGAUCAUGGCACUGUGCAAACUCCAUGCUUUUGAUACACUGCCAUGCCACUUUAUGAGUGUAUGCAGUCAAACCUUGAGAUACUUCGCUAUAAUCAAUAAUUAUGCCAUAUAUUUAAUAUGUUCUGCUGACAUUGACCACAACACGACAUGCUGCUGCUGGAUUUGGAUGGCUUCAGGGAUGAGGUUUCCAAUUUUCGGCGAGGACCUGGGCUGCUCUAGAAAUGUACGUUUGCGUACUGAGGAGCUUUGUGGCAUUUGCAGCCGUUUCCACAAACCUUCAUGGUUACUUUCCCAAGAAUUUCAUCUCUGAAGUUCCACUGCAGCAAGAUUA
Messenger RNA from Sycon ciliatum, 5985 nucleotides. RefSeq names its product rho GTPase-activating protein 45-like. The coding region runs from base 647 to 5443 and encodes 1598 amino acids. The record is from RefSeq and is a predicted model, not a curated record. Lineage: Eukaryota; Metazoa; Porifera; Calcarea; Leucosolenida; Sycettidae. The transcript has 30 exons. Gene Ontology annotation, biological process: signal transduction; activation of GTPase activity. Gene Ontology annotation, molecular function: GTPase activator activity.